Molecule: messenger RNA, 1523 nt
Organism: Agrilus planipennis (emerald ash borer)
Lineage: Eukaryota; Metazoa; Arthropoda; Insecta; Coleoptera; Buprestidae
Product: glycine-rich cell wall structural protein 1.8-like
Exons: 3
Coding region: 272-1423 (383 amino acids)
Source: RefSeq, a predicted model, not a curated record
UUUGUUUUAUUUUUCUGGUCUUGUCACAUAUCUGAAAAUUUAUCUGUGCUUCCGGAUUAAGCCAGCCAACCGAGCCAAGGCUGACUAAUCAACAAUACACCAUCAAUUCACCUGUCUUUAAGGUCAGUCUUCCAACUAUUUCCCCAUCGCAUUACUAUUUACUUAAACCAACAAAAAAUUGCAAACCGCGUAUAAAUACAUUCACCCUGCUUUUACACCUCAGUUCGGAUCGUUCUCUGCUAUUGUGCUCAUUGAAAAUCAACAUCUCAAAAUGUUACGUCAUAUUCUUACCCUCACAACAUUCUACCUGUUGGCUUUCACGACGGCCAGUGGUACAAAUGACGACCAAGAAAACAUGUACAGAUUCAGGUAUCAGCAAGCUGACUUGAUGAAAACAGCUGAAUCCAAAGCACCUGUUAGUGAAUACGAGGUAGCAGAGGGAUACAUUCCAAACGAAGAAUUACAUCCAGAAGCCUCCCUUGCAUACAUGAACACAGGAGGAAUGGGAGGUGCAGGAUUUGGUGGAGGUUAUUACCCUGGUGCAUUUAUGGGGGGCGCUGGUGGCAUUGGAAUGGGUGGUGCAGGAGGUAUUGGAAUGGGUGGUGCUGGAGGAAUUGGAAUGGGUGGCGUAGGUAUGGGUGGAGGAGGAAUUGGAAUGGGAGGGGGUGGUAUUGGUAUCGGUUAUCCUGGUCUAAUGGGAGGCGGAGGAUUCAUGGGUGGAUUUGGUGGAGAAGUCAUAGACAAAAAAGCCUUCGUAGAUGAAGGAAAAAAGGCUGGAGGAGGAACAUUCGAAAAGGCUGGAGGCCAGGUCGGUCAAGAGUUCAAAGCAGGCCAAGGAGGCUACAACAAGGGAAAGGUAUUCGUGAAUAAUGCGCAGUUGGCUGAUGGAUACGAAAAACAAAAAGCAGGAGAAAAGAAAGCCAUUGAAGACGGAAAACAGUACUACGGCGGAAAAGCUUUUAAUCAAGAAGGUAAGAACGCUGGAGAAAAGUCGGGCAAAGCAGGUCACAAAAAGGGUCACAAAAUCAAAGGAUUCAAAACCACUCAUCACAAAGAUGAGUCAGGUAAGACAGAAGAGUUUUAUGACGAAGAACACGAUGAAGGAUCCGACUACUUCCACAAGAACGAAAAGGGCGCCUUCGGUGAGAAUGCUGGAGCUGCUUUCAAAGGGGGUCACGACAAUGGCGUGUUCAAUUCUGGCGAGAAAGGGCAUCAAGCUAAUUACAAAAAAGAAGAACUACUCAAUAAGGACAAAGCUGAACAGGGUCAAUUUGGAUCGUCGAAAUUCGGAGGAGACCAGAAGGCAUACGGACUUAAUACUGGCAUUGAUCAUCACUCUUUACAUGAACUUCAGGAAGGCAAUAAAAUGUAUAAGCACUUCCCCUACCACGUCCCUUUUCACAAAGGGGUAGGUAGAAAAUAGGAGAACGACGAAACUCAUGUUGAGUUUAGGACCAUUGAUUAAUACUAAAUACGAUUCUGUAUGUAAAUUGUACCUAUCUGUGUUUCUUAAUUUAUUCUCU